UAAUUUUCGUCGAAACUGAGUUGUAUGCAAGAAGCAAAUUUUCAUCGGUACGAAAAACCAAGGACCUAAAGACCUGAAGGAGGGAAGAUGACAGAGAUUUGACGUUGGCGCCAAAACAUGUCGGCUGUUUGACGUCAUCGGCUACGUCGCGCUGCGGAACUGGCGUCGAUUCAUUCUCGAAAGUUCCGGAAGCUGCUAGAUGGAAAGUUUAUAUAUAUAUGGACUGCGGGGUUACGCGACAGUUCAGUACGUGACCCAGUAGUAUCGAGUGUCCUUUGGCGAGAGAGAUCGGGAAUCGGUGAAUGUUCUUUGUCAAGUUUCGCGAGGACACAAGAAAGAGCCUGGCUUUUGUACUUUUAAGUGUCUAUACACGUGAAACGUGCUUUAAAAAUUCUACUAUCACGAAAUAAUUUAUAUAAAAAAUCAUAGAAGCGAAGUAGAAGGAAAAUGGGGAAGGAUUACUACAAAAUACUUGGCAUAGCCAAAGGAGCGAGCGACGAGGAGAUCAAGAAGGCUUACAGGAAGCUGGCCUUACGAUAUCAUCCGGAUAAGAACAGGAGCCCCGGUGCCGAGGAGAAGUUCAAGGAGAUCGCCGAGGCGUACGAGGUGCUGUCGGACGCGAAAAAGAGGGAGGUGUACGACAAAUUCGGCGAGGAGGGUCUGAAGGGUGGUGCCUCUACUGGCGGAGGCGGGGGAGGUGCCACAUACACCUUCCACGGGGAUCCCAGGGCGACCUUCGCUCAAUUCUUUGGCUCGGCCAGUCCAUUUCACAAUCUGUUCGAGUUCGCCGGGAAUCGCGGCGGGGGCUUCAGCUUCCAUGAGGACGACAUGGACAUCGACAUGGACCCCUUCGGCCUCGGGAUGGGACCACCGCGACAGGGUGGCGCCUUCAGAUCGCACUCGUUCAACUUCGCGAGCCCGAACACCGGCAAGGCUGCCGGCAAGGAUCGCGCCCAGGAUCCAGCGAUCGAGCACGACCUGUACAUCAGUCUGGAAGAGAUUCUGCGCGGCUGCACGAAGAAGAUGAAGAUAUGCAGACGGGCGAUACAGCCAGACGGUAGCACCAAGAAGGAGGACAAACUGCUGACGAUCAACGUGAAGCCAGGCUGGAAAGCCGGCACCAAGAUCACGUUUCAGAAGGAGGGCGACCAGUCGCCGAGGCGGGAACCGGCGGACAUCGUUUUCAUCAUCAGGGAUAAACCUCAUCCGUUGUUCAGGAGAGAAGGCAGUGACAUUAGGUACACGUGUAAAUUGAGCCUGAAGCAGGCUCUAUGCGGCACCAUCGUCGAAGUUCCUACGUUGACUGGCGAGAAGAUACCCUUGAAUCUGACGAGAGAGAUCAUCAAGCCGAACACAGUCAAGAGGUUCCAGGGCCACGGUCUACCUUUCCCCAAGGAGCCGUCGCGAAAGGGUGACUUGCUCGUGUCGUUCGAUAUUAAGUUCCCGGAAAAUCUGACGCAAAGUGCUAAAGAUAUAUUGUAUGACACGCUACCCAAUUGAGCUCGAACAUAAAAUUACGAUUAAAAAGAUAAAAAAACCAGUAUGAUGUAAGAAAAUAUCAGUAAUUGGACAUCUUUAAUCGUCCCGAUCGACGAGAUUAUGAUAUACAUAUACAUAUAUAUAUACACAUACAUAUAUAUAUACACAUA
Messenger RNA from Nylanderia fulva, 1649 nucleotides. The record is from RefSeq and is a predicted model, not a curated record. Lineage: Eukaryota; Metazoa; Arthropoda; Insecta; Hymenoptera; Formicidae.